Messenger RNA from Rhizophagus irregularis DAOM 181602=DAOM 197198, 894 nucleotides. The record is from RefSeq and is a predicted model, not a curated record. NCBI's taxonomy places the organism in Eukaryota, Fungi, Glomeromycota, Glomeromycetes, Glomerales, Glomeraceae.
GAAAUUUCUGAUGCAAUUAGUCAAGCUUCCAAACAUGCUAUUGAAACAGUUGAUGAUAUUCUUGAUCUAUCAAAUAUUGAGAAUAUCGAUGAUCAAAUCCAGACACAAAUUAUUUCAACUUUAAAUAAUACAAGAAUACUUUAUAAUGAGCAACUUACUCAUGAUCCUACUAUUAGAUAUAUUUUUCAAACAGGAGAGCUAAAUUAUUCGGUUAUGAUUGCAUUACGAAAGCAUCAUGAAGCAUACAAUUCAAGACCAAUUGAAAGACAAAAUCGUGCACAUAUAAUUGGUUAUGAAAAAGAAAAUACUAUUAAUCCAAAUAAGGCUAGUCAUAUAAUUUCACAUCUUACAAACAACGAUGAUCCUGAAAUACGAUUUGUAAAACAACGUGAAAAGCGAUGGAAAGAAAAUUGGAAAACAAUGACAGCUAAUCUUGCAAAUUUACAACAAUUUGAAUUAUCAAGACAAAAACAAAUUGAUAGAAUUACAAACAAAAUCAUUUAUCUUGAAUCAGCAAAUAUUACUCAAGAUUUUCCAUUACAGCAAGGUGACUAUGUAAUUGUACUAUAUGGGAUGAAAAUUUGUAUUGCUAAAGUAAUAGCAAUGUAUUAUGAAGGUUAUGGUAACCAUUGUUAUAGUCAAAAUGCGGUAACUCAGAUUGAAGAUUUAUCAUAUAUUUCGUUACAAGUAUAUUUACCUAUUCAUCUCAAUAUUUUUGCAAGCCAAACUGUGGAAGGUUAUACGUUAUUUACUCAUCAUUGUCCUCAAAAUAUUAUAUAUCAUAUUAAAUCAAAUGGUGUAAUAAUUGGUGAUAGUUCAUUAACUUUAACAGGAGUAGCACGUGAUACUUUUAAUUAUUUUAACCGUAAUACUAUUAAAAAUACUGAAGGAUAG